AGGUCGUUUAAAAUUGAUAUUUACCUAAGACAUUUUCUGUUGUAGGUAUCAUUUUACACAGAAACAUGUUUCCUCAAGUUCCGGGCGUUUUGUGCCGUCUCGGACAAGUGAAAUCACCGGGAAUUCCAGCUGCAGCGCCGGUUGUUUUGCAGUUCUUCCGCGGUAGAAAACCCAGACACGUACCGAGGGCUCCGUCCAAGGCUAACUACGUAAGGAAACCCACGCCCAUAGAUCCGGACGAGCACGUGUUCUUGAAGACGGCUUACAAUCAUUACAGGACUCAAUUCCGGGCUGUCAGGAGUUUGUUCCAGGAAGAAUACCUCGCCAGGAAGCGUCAGGAGGAGGGAGCAGACACAGCUAAGAGAGAGAAGGAGGAGGAUGAGGAACACUUCAAACUGAUGGAGUUCAACAGGAGAGAGAACGAACGGAUGCACCAGGAAAGGUUGGUUCGAGAACAAAGACAAGCCCUGGAGAGAGAACAGGCAGAUCUGGAGAUGUCAAUACAGAAUGAACAGAGGGAACAAGAGAUGGUGGAACGGAUGGAUGAACUAGUCAGACAGGAAAAGGAAGCCAGUAAGCACUUCAUAACAUUAGACAAUGUGGAGGAAGCCAUUGAAAGUGCGCUCGCCGAUCCUAAGAACUACAACUUUGCGGUGGACAGAGAGGGCAAAAUAGUUCAGAAGACACCCUUCGCUGGAUGACAACCCUCAUUUCUGGAUGUCUAUUUUCUCAUUUGUGUGUACAGAGUUGUUCAAAGGACAUUUCAAGGACUUUUCAAGGACUUACAAAGCAGACUGGAUUGUGAAAUUAGCAACACAAAUCGUGAGGGGAUGCGUGAAUACAUGUACUAGUAUGUAGUCUGUGUUUAAUACUUGAUCUCUUGCUGUGGGGGAUGAUUUGCCCUUCUACCCAAUGGAACCUUUACCUUUCCUAGACUCACCAAUAGUAAGACAGGAUUCGUGAUCACUGAAAAUCUGUCCAAUAGGAGCGCAGAAUUUUUCAUCACUUUAAGAAUCUGUCCAAUAGGAGCGCAGGAUUUUUAAUCACUUUAUAAAUCUGCCCAAUCGGAGCUCAGAACUCUGUCACCAUGGUACUUGGUCAUCCCAGCCUCCCAAACCAUGGUAACAGACAGUUGUCAAACUGGCCAUGUUUGGCCCAUGUUAUCACAUACUUUGAAUAAAAAUCCUUGAUGGCUUUAUUUUGUAAGAGUCGAUGACUUUUCUGUUACCCAAUAAUGUCUUUUAUACUUUGGACAAGGAUUGUCAUUUCAGCAAAGAUACAUGUAUCAUUUUGACAAAAUGUUGCACUUAAUGACUUAUGGGGUUCCCUAAGAAGCCUUCUCAAAUGACCAAUGGUAAAUAUACAUGUACUAUCAUGUAUGCAUGUGAAUUUGAAUAUCACAAUUAAACAUUGAGUGAGUCACCAAAC
Molecule: messenger RNA, 1428 nt
Organism: Branchiostoma floridae (Florida lancelet)
Lineage: Eukaryota; Metazoa; Chordata; Leptocardii; Amphioxiformes; Branchiostomatidae
Product: 28S ribosomal protein S26, mitochondrial-like
Exons: 4
Coding region: 66-701 (211 amino acids)
Cellular component (GO): mitochondrial small ribosomal subunit
Source: RefSeq, a predicted model, not a curated record